This is a messenger RNA of Odocoileus virginianus texanus, 5103 nucleotides long. The record is from RefSeq and is a predicted model, not a curated record. NCBI's taxonomy places the organism in Eukaryota, Metazoa, Chordata, Mammalia, Artiodactyla, Cervidae.
CUGCCCGGCUCGAGCUGGAGGAGGAGCUGCAGCGGCCGCGGCUACUCCGGCAGGUCGGUGGCGCCAGGGGAAGCUGCCGACGGCGCGGGCUGCCGGUCCCAGCGUGCAGGAGGCGCGGGCGGCGCUUGGGCCAUGGAGCCUGGUGACGCGGCGCUCCUCGGCUCGGGGCGGGCGGCCCGGGCGCUGCCACCGCGGCUGCUGCUGCUGCCGCUGCUGCUGGGUCGGGGGCUGCGCGGGGCGGCCGCGGCCUCCUCCUCUGGGGCGGCGGCUGAGGACAGCAGCGCCAUGGAGGAGCUCGCCACGGAGAAAGAGGCAGAGGAGAGCCAUCGGCAGGACAGCGUGAGCCUGCUCACCUUCAUCCUGCUGCUCACGCUCACCAUCCUCACCAUCUGGCUCUUCAAGCACCGCCGGGUUCGCUUCCUGCACGAGACCGGGUUGGCCAUGAUCUACGGGCUCAUCGUCGGGGUGAUCCUGAGGUAUGGCACCACUGCCACCAGUGGUCAUGACAAGUCACUCAGCUGCACUCAGGAAGACAGGGCCUUCAGCACCUUAUUAGUGAAUGUCAGUGGAAAGUUCUUUGAAUACACCCUGAAAGGAGAAAUCAGCCCCGGCAAGGUCAACAGUGUAGAGCAGAACGACAUGCUGAGGAAGGUAACAUUUGAUCCAGAGGUCUUUUUCAACAUUCUGUUGCCUCCAAUUAUUUUCCAUGCUGGGUACAGUUUAAAGAAGAGACACUUUUUCAGAAAUCUUGGGUCUAUUCUGGCCUAUGCCUUCUUGGGGACUGCCGUUUCCUGCUUCAUUAUUGGAAAUCUCAUGUAUGGUGUGGUGAAGCUCAUGAAGAUUGUGGGGCAGCUCUCGGAUAAAUUUUACUACACGGAUUGUCUCUUUUUUGGAGCAAUUAUCUCUGCUACUGACCCAGUGACCGUACUGGCGAUAUUUAAUGAAUUGCAUGCAGACGUGGACCUUUACGCACUUCUGUUUGGAGAAAGUGUCCUAAAUGAUGCUGUUGCCAUUGUACUGUCCUCGUCUAUUGUUGCCUACCAGCCAGCAGGGCUGAACACUCACGCCUUUGAUGCUGCUGCCUUUUUUAAAUCAGUUGGCAUUUUUCUAGGUAUAUUUAGUGGCUCUUUUACUAUGGGAGCUGUGACUGGUGUCGUGACUGCUCUAGUGACCAAGUUUACCAAGCUGCACUGCUUUCCCCUGCUGGAGACUGCACUCUUCUUUUUGAUGUCGUGGAGCACGUUCCUCUUGGCUGAAGCCUGUGGGUUCACAGGUGUGGUAGCUGUCCUUUUCUGUGGAAUCACACAAGCUCAUUACACCUACAACAAUCUGUCAGUGGAAUCCAGAAGCCGAACGAAGCAGCUCUUUGAAGUAUUACACUUCCUGGCAGAGAACUUCAUAUUCUCCUACAUGGGCCUGGCACUGUUUACCUUCCAGAAGCACGUUUUCAGCCCUGUUUUCAUCAUUGGAGCUUUUGUUGCCAUCUUCUUGGGCAGAGCUGCCCACAUCUACCCACUUUCCUUCUUCCUCAACUUGGGCAGAAGGCACAAGAUUGGCUGGAAUUUUCAACACAUGAUGAUGUUUUCAGGCCUCAGGGGAGCGAUGGCAUUUGCACUGGCCAUCCGAGACACAGCAUCCUACGCACGCCAGAUGAUGUUCACGACCACUCUCCUCAUCGUCUUCUUCACUGUCUGGAUCAUUGGUGGAGGCACGACACCCAUGUUGUCAUGGCUUAAUAUAAGAGUUGGCAUCGAGGAGCCCUCCGAAGAGGACCAGAACGAACACCGCUGGCAGUACUUCAGAGUUGGUGUUGACCCAGAUCAAGACCCACCACCCAACAAUGACAGCUUCCAAGUCUUACAAGGGGAUGGUUCAGAUUCUGCCAGAGGAAACCGAACAAAGCAGGAGAGUGCGUGGCUAUUCAGGCUGUGGUACAGCUUUGACCACAAUUACUUGAAGCCCAUCCUCACGCACAGUGGCCCCCCAUUAACCACCACUCUUCCAGCCUGGUGUGGCUUGCUCGCUCAAUGUCUAACCAGUCCCCAGGUAUAUGAGAACCAAGAGCCACUGAGAGAGGAAGACUCUGAUUUCAUCCUGACUGAGGGCGACCUCACCUUGACCUUCGGGGAUAGCGCAGUGACUGCGAAUGGCUCCUCAGGGUCCCACACGGCCUCCAUGAGCCUCGAGGGUGGUCGGAGAAUGAAGAGCAGCUCUGAGGAGGUGCUGGAACGAGACCUGGGAAUAGGAGACCAAAAGGUUUCCAGCCGGGGCACCCGCCUGGUGUUCCCCUUGGAGGAUAAUGUGCGCCUUCCUGCCCAGAGCCCUGAGUGAUGGGGUUGGGGAGGACCCACUGGCGGGGUGAGGAUGGCUGCAAGCCCCAGCAUUGUUGAGGUGGGGCCUUGACUGAAUGGAACUAACACUUCUGUUUUAUUGGGGUCUAAAAGAUAUCUUAACAUUUAAAAUUUCAGCCAAGAUGCAGCUGGUGGGGUGAAAGUGUCUCUAAAUCAAGGCAAAUGCAGACCUAUUCCCACUUUUUUCACAUUGUAGUGCGCUGUUCAGAGUUAAACAAAUAGCAUGCUUUAACGCUGUCUUCAUUCAUUCACCUGCAGAUCUGAACAAGGUGUGGCAGGUGCUGGGGGUUCCUCCCAGGAGAGGCUUCGUAUCCAGACACAGCAGUGUAGGUUUCAUUGGCUGUGGGCAUACAAAGGGAGAACAGGCUAAGAUUGUGAAGGAUGACAGUUGCUAUUGGACCUCCAAGGACUGUGAGCAACUGAUGUUAAAUGGACAGAAAACAUGAGAAAGCAAUUUGACUGGAGGCUCCAGCAACGAGGUUGUGUGACUGCACCCUCCUAUCAGGAUUCCUGCCCCUUUUUGACUCCCUGUGUUUCUUUUAGACUGAAGACUGGAAAAUAUGUCCAUGAACAUUUCAACAUGGAGGAAUGAAUUCCAAUUCCUUCUCUGGAAAUCUCCAUAAGGAAGAAGUUACUGGAAUGUUUGAAACCAAAGGCAAAAUAGUGUUAUACUGUUGUUUUUAACUAAUCUGAGGACAGGAAAAACUGUUUAGAAACUGAUGGUGAUAUCACUGCAAAAAUCUAUAAGUUCUCAAGGUAUUCCAUAUGAGCUGACUGCCUGGGAAAUAAUGAAUAGGAUUGGGUUCUACUGUGACUUUAGAAAUAACACCAUAAUUUGUGGAAUGCAGUCUUAUCUAUGAAAGAGAAAGCAGCAAGAAGCCUCAGAGGCAACAGGCUAGUAUUCAGAGGGAAGAAAUCUCACUGCAAACAAAAUUAACUGCAAAGAAAAUACAAGACAGUAUUCUAAUGACUGAGUAGAAUUCCGAAUUUUGAAUUCAUAAAUGCAUGAGAUUUCAGUGGCCACAUGAGGAAUCAGAGGUACAGUAAAUUGAGGGCAUUUCGUGACCAAGACUUACAGUUUAGAAACAACCCACCUGAAUGCUGCUUUCACCAUGUGGAUACCUGAAAAGACCUCUCCUCUCUCUAAAACCUAAUAAGAACAGUCUACAGAGAAGUAUUCUGGAAACCAAUGCUAGUGUCUAAUGGGGAAAAGCAAGUAGGCUCUUUGACAAUCCUUUCAAAACAAGACCUAGAAAUAAACCCUUUUUCUUCCAGUUCUGCGUUUCAUGAGCAGAGUUUCUGUAAAUUAACAAACCCAUCUUGUCAGCCAGUGCUAACACAAAUUGUAAAGAGCAAAACCAAAGUUUUUGAUGUUUUAUUUUUGUAAGGUUAUACUCUAAUCACAGCCCACAUGACACACACAGGCAGCCAGUUUUCUGCUACAUGAGCCUUGGAGAAAACAACAAGGAGGGCUUCCUGUUCUGCUGCCCUUUGAAAAGGUCUGCAACAGACACAAGAGUGCUUAGGAGAGGUCACUUUCUUACCCUGAUGACCACCUUUUGGGAAAGCUUCACAGAACUGCCAAGUGUCAUAGUCAGCUCGACUCUUGGCCAGUGGAAAAUUAUCUGGGUGGGCCUGUAUGUGUUGGAGGAACUCAGAUGGAAAAGGACUUGGAAAUAUCAUGAAGAACUCUACAUUUGCUGUCUAAAGCACUUCAAACAAGUUAAGAUCCCAGUGUCAGUGGGUGAGUGUCUUAACUGCAUGGACAUUUGGGGGUCGACUUUAGUUGUGGUAUUCCAGCUGUGAGCUUUGGAGAAGCAAUGGGGUGGUUUUUCAGUCAUGUGGGUAUUAUUAAGUCUAUGGGUUUGGAAUCUGUCACUGAAAUCACUCAUUCAAAAGUAUGACUUCAUAGUAGGGUCACUUAGGUUUGUUUUUAAAGAAAAUACAUCUGGUAUUUCUUACUUAGGAAGUUUUACUAUGUCCAUUAAAAUGAUUAAAUGGGGAGGCCACCAAGAUUCAUUUAAUAGCUGAAAAGCAGUUUUUUAAAUAGACUAGGAUGAAUUUAAUUGGGGCUGAUGUGACCUUCAGGGGAAUUUUUUAUAGACAGCCUCCAUACUGUAAUUGGGGAAAUUUUUGUCUUUUACUUCCAUUCAAUAGUAGCAAACUGGUGGUUUUAUAAAAUCAACAUAGUGUGUUAUAUAAACAUGUUAUAUAAAAUAAUAUUAAAACAUGUCUAACUGUGAAAACGUGAAGAUUUGGAGUUAUCAGCAACCUUUAUGUGCAAUAAAGAAAACUGGAGUUAGGCCCCCAACGUGUUCCUUCUCCCUAGCAUUUUACUUAAUGUUUGCCUUUGUGUAUAUGUUUAGAUUGAUAUUAUAAAGCUAGCUACAUGUUUUCCUCCCCUUUACUGAUAUUUAACACAUUUUUCUCAAGGCCUUUUUUUCUUUCCUUUUUUUUUUAACAAAAAUCAAAAUAAAAAGAUUAACUGGCUGAGCUCAUCUUGUUUCAUACUUUUAAAAGCAUUGUCCAUUAGUAGAAGAAUGCAGUAUGGGCCUGUUCUUAGUCUGUUUCUUUCCCACACAGAGAGGUUCUGUUCUGGGUGGAAACUAUUCCUCUCCAACUUCAUUUAAAACAGAGAUGGACAAAUUACAGUGACCCCUGGAUCAAAUCCAGUCUACUGCUUGCUUUUUUUUUCUUUUUUUUUUUUUUACUGCUUGCUUUUGUAAAUAAAGUUUUAUUGGCAUACACUCUA